CCGCUCCCGGACGCUGCGCAUCACCGAGUCAGGCCGCGGGCCGGCCUCACGGGCCGGGGCACCCCGGCAGAGAGCCUCGCACGGCCCCGUGCCCGCCGCCAGCCUUCCCUGGGCUGCUCGUCCCACGACCGCAGGCAGGGAGCCGACGGUGGAGCGCAGCAUGGCAAAGAAAGUGGCCAUCAUCGGCGGGGGCAGCAGCGGGCUGUGCGCCAUCAAAGCCUGCCUGCAGGAGGGGCUGCAGCCCGUCUGCUUCGAGAGGACCGGCGACAUCGGAGGCCUCUGGAGGUUUGAGGAGCACCCCGAGGACGGCCGUGCCAGCAUCUACCGCUCCGUCAUCAUCAACACCUCCAAGGAGAUGAUGUGCUUCAGCGACUUCCCCAUCCCCGAGGACUUCCCCAACUACAUGCACAACUCCAAGAUCAUGGAGUACUUCCGCAUGUACGCCCAGCACUUCGACCUGCUCCGCCACAUUCGCUUCAGGACCAGCGUGUGCCGCGUGUCCAAGUGCCCCGACUUCGCCAGCAGCGGGCAGUGGGAGGUGGUGACGGAGAGCGAGGGGAAGCAGGAGGCGGCCGUCUUCGACGCCGUGCUGGUGUGCAGCGGGCACCACACCAACGCUCAUCUCCCCCUCAGCUCCUUCCCAGGAAUUGAGAAGUUCAAGGGCCACUAUCUCCACAGCCGAGACUACAAGGAUGCUCAGGCUUUCACAGACAAAAGGGUUGUUGUCAUCGGGAUUGGGAAUUCAGGGUCAGACCUGGCUGUGGAGAUCAGCCAAACAGCCCAGCAGGUGUUCCUCAGCACUCGCCGUGGUGCCUGGAUCUUCAACCGCGUUGGAGAUCAGGGCUACCCCAUCGACACCAUCUUAACCACCCGCGUGAAGACGUUCCUGCAGGGGCUGCUCAGCUCAUCCAUCACAUGUGACUACAUGGAGAAGAAGCUGAAUGCCAGGUUUGAUCACUCACGUUACAGCCUCAAGCCGAAGCACAGGGUCUUUCAACAGCACCCCACUGUCAACGAUGAUCUGCCCAACCGCAUCAUUUCGGGCAGGGUGCGGGUGAAGCCAAACAUCCAGGAGUUCACAGAGACAUCUGCCAUCUUUGAGGAUGGCACCAGGGAAGAUGUCGAUGCCAUAGUUUUUGCCACAGGAUACAGCUUCUCCUUCCCAUUCCUCGAGGGCUGCGUGAAGGUGGUGGAGAACGAGAUUCCCCUCUACAAAUUCAUGUUCCCCCCUGAUCUGGAGAAGCCAACACUGGCUUUCAUCGGCCUCAUCCAGCCCCUAGGAGCCAUCAUGCCCAUCUCAGAGCUCCAGAGUCGCUGGGCCACCCGUGUCUUCAAAGGGCUGAACGAGCUGCCCCUGCAGCAUGACAUGGAGGCUGACAUUGAGCAGAAGAAAGAAGCGAUGGCAAAGCGGUACGUGAAGAGCCAGCGGCACACCAUCCAGGUGGAUUACAUCCCUUACAUGGACGAGCUCGCCCACCAGCUGGGGGUGAAGCCCAACCUGCUCUCCCUGUUCCUCACGGACCCCAGGCUGGCCAUGGAGGUGGCCUUCGGUCCGUGCACGCCGUACCAGUACCGGCUGCGGGGCCCGGGCGCUUGGGCAGGUGCCAGGGAAGCCAUCCUCACCCAGCAGCAGCGCAUCCUCAAGCCCCUGCAGACACGACCCGUGGAAGAGAGCACCUCAGCCCCUGCCAUGCCCCUCAUCUUCAAGCUGAUCGGGGCCGUGGCCAUCCUGGCAGCCAUUUUUGCUUACUUGUAGGUGCCCUGCAAGCGCAGGAAGGGAGGCUUUUGUCCUGGGGUGACUCCCUAAACCAGGACAGCUUUGCACUGUGCUGAGGACUGGCUGGCCACCCCUGUCCCUUGGCAGCCUCUGGUGGCAGAAACCUUCCUGCUGCCUGGCAUGGCCCAGCUGUGACCACACCAUGAACUAGGGAUGCACAGAGCCUCCCCAGCUGCCAAAACAAUGCUUGGGCUCCUGCUCUGCACCUCCCCUUGGGGAAUGCUGUCAUGGACAGAGGAGGAAACCUGCUCACUGCAGGCUAAAUUCCAGUCCCUCUCAGCCAGCGCUCUGGGCUUUUCUGUCCCCUGUACCCCAGCCAUGCCAAUUUUGCCACACACACACCAGAGCUAAGCAGCAAAGGCACAGCACACUUUCUAAGUGGAUAAAUGCAAUAAACAGCCAAGUGUCCGUCCUGCUACUGCCACCAUCACGAUCCUCCGUGUACUGUGGGAAUGCUCAUGGGUUUGAGAUCAGGCUUGUAGCGCUGGCCUGU
This is a messenger RNA of Agelaius phoeniceus (red-winged blackbird), 2270 nucleotides long. RefSeq names its product flavin-containing monooxygenase 5-like. Lineage: Eukaryota; Metazoa; Chordata; Aves; Passeriformes; Icteridae. Gene Ontology annotation, molecular function: N,N-dimethylaniline monooxygenase activity; flavin adenine dinucleotide binding; NADP binding. The record is from RefSeq and is a predicted model, not a curated record.